AUGCUGUCCAGAACUGCCGUUUUCGCACUGAUCUGUACCGCCCAGGCGCAUACAGUCGCCUGGACCAAGGGCAUGUAUUGCCUUGGAGGUCCAGAUCCUUCCUCGGUCAACCUCAACACCAACACCGCGGUGGGACCCCUUUACGACCUCACUAAGGAGGACUGGUGGUUCCAGCACGAGCGCGGCUGUGACGCAGCACCGCCGGCGGACGGUGAGAUUCUUGAACUUCCUGCUGGCGGGAAGUUCACCGUCGAACUCGCCCAUAACCGGGCUCAGACGACGCUUUCCUAUGAUGGAAAGUACUCUUCUGUUUGGCCGGAUGGAAAGGAUCACCCGGAAAACUGGGCGGGCCCCGGAAAUCCUCCUGAGUGCAUCCAGGACGACGGCGCAAUGCACACAAACAACGAGACCAUCGCUGCUGGUACAGCGUUUGCCAUUAGCUACCAGUCAAAUCUGGCUGAUGUUACCAUGGAUAAUCUGGCCGUGUUCACUACUUUGGAGCACACUCCAUGGAAACGCCUCGCUACCUAUGAGGUCCCCGCUGAUCUCCCUCCCUGCCCCAAGGGUGGCUGUACCUGCGCUUGGCUCUGGGUGCCCAAUGGUUGCGGACAACCCAACAUGUAUAUGGCCGGUUAUAAAUGCAAUGUCACCGGAUCCACCUCAACCAAGAAGGUCGCCCCUGCUCAGGUCGCUGUUCAUUGCGAAAACGACGCGACCAAGUGCGUCAAGGGUGCCAAGCAGAUGAUCGCAUUCAACCAGAAAACCGGAAACAACGUCCAAGUUCCCAAUGGAAAGACCCCGAUGUACAACACCGCUUGGGGUUGGAAGACUGGUGCCCAGAACGAUAUUUUCGUUUAA
This is a messenger RNA of Penicillium samsonianum, 858 nucleotides long. Its product is annotated as lignocellulolytic auxiliary activity family 14 protein. NCBI's taxonomy places the organism in Eukaryota, Fungi, Ascomycota, Eurotiomycetes, Eurotiales, Aspergillaceae. The transcript is spliced from 6 exons. The coding region runs from base 1 to 858 and encodes 285 amino acids. The record is from RefSeq and is a predicted model, not a curated record.